This is a messenger RNA of Rotaria sordida, 216 nucleotides long. The record is from the annotation of a GenBank genome assembly. NCBI's taxonomy places the organism in Eukaryota, Metazoa, Rotifera, Eurotatoria, Philodinida, Philodinidae.
AUGGAAGGUAAAUCGGCUAAAAAUUUAAUGGAUGUACAAAAAUACCAAUCAUUUGAUUAUUUAACGAAAUUUAUUGAUAUAAUUACACAGGUUAAAUCAGUAAAUAAAACAGAUGCACAAACAUUAUUAUAUGGAUUUGGUUCAUUAGAAUCAAUAUUAAAUUCAUCUAAUGAACAAUUAUGUGUUUGUCCUAGUUUAGAUCAGUUAAAAGAUUAA